UCAUCAUCAUUUUUAUCAUCAUCACCAUCAUCAUCAUUUCGACGAAAUAUUUCCAUCAAUAAAAGUAGAUUAUGGAAGAAUUACGUUGACGAUUCUUCAUCAUCAACAACAACAACAAAAUCAUUUAAAUUAUUAGUGGGGAAAAGAAAAAAUGUAAAUGAAAAAAAAUUGAAUCGAUCACCAUCAUCAUCAUCAUCAUUAUAUUUAUCAUCAUCAAAUUGUUCACAAUUUGAACAACGUCGUGUACAUUGGAAUCCAUUUCUAGUGCAAUUAUUACGAUCAUCAUCAUCGCCAUUAAAUAAUCUCAGCAUUCUUAUCAAGCAAAUGGCUAAAUUAUUCUAUUCACACGGCAAAUUUUGUGCCUCCCAUCCAUGGGAAGUGAUGGUUAUAUUUUUAUCAUUGGCUAUCUGUAUUGGAACGAUGGGUCCUUUUGUGAUGAUUGAACAACAACAACAUAACCAUAAUCACCAUAAUCAGCAGCAGCAGCAGCAGCAACAAUCGAUAUUAGAUAAAUCAAUGAGAUAUUAUGGUCCACAACAACAACAAUCAAGAUGUCAACAACAACAACAACAACAGGAAUCAACAACAUUAUUCCAUAGACAUUCUCAAAACCAACAACUGUAG
Messenger RNA from Dermatophagoides farinae (American house dust mite), 624 nucleotides. Lineage: Eukaryota; Metazoa; Arthropoda; Arachnida; Sarcoptiformes; Pyroglyphidae. The record is from RefSeq and is a predicted model, not a curated record.